ACUAUGUGACUGAUGGUCUGAUAUUUCAUUUAAAAUUUCAUAAAUAAAUUAAUUUUAUUUUCAAUUUAUUUAACCCUUUCCCUAUACAUAAAUGGAUCUCAAAAUAUGUAGAUUAUGUUGUGAAAAUAAAGGAAAUUCCUACAUACAUGACAAAAUUAAUGAUAAAAUUAUUUUAAGUGCCAAAAUAAUGUAUUGUUGUGCCAAUAUAAACAUUGUUGAAGGUGACGGACUUCCAGAAUUCAUCUGCAACAAUUGUGAAUCAGAACUGUCCACUGCUUAUAAUUUUAUAAAAAAAUGUGAAGCCACCGAUAAAAUAUUACGUUCAGAGGAAUUUAACCAACCCUCUCCAAAUAUGAACGAUCAUGAUGAUAGCCAAGGAAAAGUUAGCGUGAAGAUUGAAGAAAACCCUGGUAGUGAUGAAGAUCUAGCUUAUGAUGAUAUUGAAGAUAAGUUUGAUAUUACUUGCGAAAUUCUUAAUCCAGAUAUCCAAUUAAAUAAUAGUAUAAAAUGCAAAAAACCAAUAAAAAAGAAAGUAUAUAAAAAGAGAGUAAAAAUGAAAUCAUCAACUUUAAAAAAAUGUUCUAUUUGCAAUCGAAAGUGUGCUAAUUCGUCUACAUUGGUCAUACAUAUGAGAUCACAUUCUGAUGAAAAACCAUACUCUUGUCUGUCUUGUGAUAAAAAAUAUAAAGAUUCUGGAACCCUUAAAAGACAUGUAGAAAGAAACCAUUUAGAAAAUAGAGAACGAAAUUUUAUAUGUGAAAACUGUGGUAAAAGUUUUUAUUCAAAAAGUGAUGUUAAAAUACAUAUGAGAACUCAUACAGGUGAAACACCUUAUGCAUGCUCAGAGUGUCCUAUGAAAUUUACACAGAUAAGUGCAAUGCUGCGGCAUGUGAAGAGGCAUACUGGUGAGAAGCCCUACACAUGUAUCACAUGCAGUAAAGCAUUCUGUACCAAAGAGGAAUUAAAGAACCACCAUAUGGUUCACACAAGCAAAAAACAGUUUUCAUGUUCCAUCUGUAAUAUCAUGUUUAAAUAUAGAAAUAAUUUAAAAAAACAUUUGAGGCUACACUCUAAAUCAGAUCAUUAUAUUUGCAGUUACUGUGGGCGUAAUUUUAAUUUAAAAGGCAAUUUAAAGAUUCAUAUCAACCGGCAACAUUCUGAGAAGUCUGGUUAUUGUACUAUAUGCUCUAUGAAUGUAUCAGACUUAGAAGUCCAUACAAGAAAACACACAGGAGAAAAACCAUUAAAGUGUGAGUUUUGUAGUAGUAGUUUUGGGGAAUUGAGAGCUUUAGCUCUCCAUAUGAGCUUUCGUCAUAAAAAAACAGAUAAACAUAAAUGUCUAGUAGAGGGUUGCAUGAUGGCAUUUCCAUCUCGGCCCAUGCUAAAUUUUCACACAGCUAAGCUUCAUAGCACGGAGAUACCAUUUCCUUGUGAUCAAUGUUCCAGAGGAUUUUAUAGAAAGAGUGAUCUUGCAAGACAUAAAAUAGGCACACAUAAGGAAAGGCUUCUAAUUUAGACAAUGCGGCACUAUUCAAAAUUUACCAAAAAAGUUUGGAAUUUGUAUUGUGAUAUAUAUUCACUUAUUUGACAUAAAAUAUGUCCAUAGAAUUGCUAAAUGUCAUUUAGUGAAGAGUGUUUUAAUUAUCAACAUUCAGUAUGCUUUGUUUAGUGCAAAAGACCUAUCAAAACUCAUGUGUCUAACAAAGUUCCAGUCACAUCUAGUAUAUUAUGAAUGUACUUGCUCCAAACCAUUAUUGUAUCUAAUCUCAAUUUGAAUAUCAUAGAGGGUUGUAAUUAUCUAGCUGAAAAAUAUUUUGAAUUAUAACUAUUUCAUUUUUUUUUAGUUAUUAUUUAUCUUGAUUGUAUGUUAUAUUAUAAAUAUCUAGCUGAUAUAUGAUACUUAGAUUUUUUAGAUAAAAGAUAGUUUAAGUUUAAUGUCAAAUACAAUCUUAUCUUUUUAUCAAAUCUGUAGUCUGCAGUAGUCUGCAAUCUCUGUCUGAGCCAUGAAAUACUAAUAAACAGACACUUUUGAUUUGCAAUAUUACUAUGUAGUAUUCUGCAAACUGAUACAAAUGUUAAUAAAUGUUGAUACAGAAUAAUAAUUCCUAGUCAUCAACUUGAAUCAAUUUGUGGUUAUAGCAUUUACCAUAACCACAAGGGAUAUGUUGAAUGGUCAUAUUUUAGAGUUAUCCAAUGUUAGGUGACCAAUAAAUUACAUAAUUGCUGGUGACACCAUAGGAAUGUUAAGUCUGAGAAAAUAAUAAAAUGGUUUUUGACCCAAGUUAUUAACCAUUAGUUGUCAACCAUUGUCUCAGCUCUUAGGAUUUAGUUCAAUUGUCAGUAAUUUAAUAUUUUCAUUAUACUUAUGACCAAAACUAGUCAUCUGAUUUCAACUUGUGAUAUAAUUUAAGGAAACAUUUUAUAAAUUAAGGAAAUAAAAUAAAU
Achroia grisella is the source of this 2445-nucleotide messenger RNA. Its product is annotated as gastrula zinc finger protein XlCGF57.1-like. Gene Ontology annotation, cellular component: nucleus. Gene Ontology annotation, molecular function: zinc ion binding. Lineage: Eukaryota; Metazoa; Arthropoda; Insecta; Lepidoptera; Pyralidae. The record is from RefSeq and is a predicted model, not a curated record. The transcript has a single exon. The coding region runs from base 92 to 1516 and encodes 474 amino acids.